Messenger RNA from Acanthochromis polyacanthus (spiny chromis), 1629 nucleotides. Its product is annotated as HLA class II histocompatibility antigen, DR alpha chain-like. Lineage: Eukaryota; Metazoa; Chordata; Actinopteri; Pomacentridae. The transcript has 4 exons. Gene Ontology annotation, molecular function: MHC class II protein complex binding. The record is from RefSeq and is a predicted model, not a curated record. Gene Ontology annotation, cellular component: MHC class II protein complex; membrane. Bases 161 to 874 code for a protein of 237 amino acids. Gene Ontology annotation, biological process: antigen processing and presentation of exogenous peptide antigen via MHC class II; immunoglobulin production involved in immunoglobulin-mediated immune response; immune response.
AAUAUGUUUCCAGCUGCUUCUGUCUGCCUGGAAACUGGUGACUCUGCUCUGUGAUUGGUGCUCUGUGACUCAGAGCACUUUGCUGCACUUUAAGUCACUUUGUCUAUCCUUACUUCAAAUCCACGGUUCAGCAACCACACUGCCGCUGCCGCUGAAGGUGAUGAAGAUGUCGAAGCUGCUUCUCGUCCUCUGCUGUAUCCUCGGGGUCUCUGCUAAUGUUCUCCAUGAGGGCGGUCAGAUCGGUGGCUGUUCAGACUCUGAGGGAGCGAUGAUGUACACACUGGAGGAUGAAGAGCUUUGGUACGCAGACUUCAAGUCUGGGAGAGGAGUUGCGCCUCAGCCAGACUUCAUAGAUCACAUUAGUUUCAAUCCAGGAACUUAUGAACAAGCUGUGGCUGAGCAACAAAUCUGCAGAGCUAACCUGCAAACAUGCCAACAGGCGAUGAAGGACCUGCCAGUGGAAAAGGAUCCUCCUGAGAUCCCGAUGAUCUACAUCAGAGACACCUUGGAGCUCAAAGUGAAGAACACCCUCAUCUGUCAUGUGUCUGGUUUCUAUCCUGCUCCGGUCAAAGUCUCCUGGAUCAAGAACGGAAAGAACGUGACUGAGGGAAGCAGCAUCAACGUCCCCUUCCCCAACAAAGACGGUUCCUUCACCCAGAUCUCCAGACUGGAGUUCAUCCCACAGCUUGGAGACAUCUACAGCUGUUCAGUGGAACAUGUGUCCCUGGACGAACCACUGACGGCAAUGUGGGAUGUCACGAUGACUCCGCCCAGUGUUGGACCUCUAGUGUUCUGUGGAGCUGGUCUGACAGUCGGUCUGCUCGGUGUGGCAGUUGGAAUCUUCUUUUUUAUCAAAGGACACAAGCGCAGCUGAUUGGUUGAGACUGAUGAUAUUAGUGCAGAUUUAUGUGGACAUAAUCCAGAUGUUUUCCUUAUAAUUGUAAAUGAAUGUACUGAUACUUUAUUGUGUGAAUCAAACAUCUUCACUGUUUUUUCAGUGUUUAGUUUAAACAAUCAGCUCCACAUGUUUAACCUGAGGAUCAACUCUGACUGUUCUCUGCUGUUCAGCUGCAACAACAACAACCUCAACAGUGUCUGCUCCAUCAAAUCAUCAAAUGUUUCAUUUCACUUCCCUGUCCACAGUUUGUCCUUUCUGUUAAAUGUGAUCACUUUCAUUUUCUGUACAGUCUGAAAGGUUUCUGUUCCCUCUGAGCCACAAACACUCAGUUCUGUUAUUCUGACUCAUUUUGAGUCAGACUUCUUGUUUGACAUGAGUGAAAAUGGGCGCUAUCCCCUCAGCUGUGACUGCUCAGGUUCAGGUCUAGAUCUGGAUCACAGUGGAUCUAGUGAAGCUGGUUAUCUGAGAGACAGCUAUCUGCUGCUGUCGCUGAAUCAUCAUUGUAUCGCCAGCUUCAUUUCACUGACAGCAGAAAUGCAUUAAUGAUAGAAAUAACAUUUUUAUUUCAUUUUCUUUGUUAUUCAGUGUAGCUGCUUUCAGAUACACAUGAUAUCAAAGAAUCUUUGAAAUGUAUGUAAUGUAAGCUUCAUUAAAAUUGAACACAGUUGGAACCACAGGUCACUUUAAAACCAGGAUGAACGACUGAACUCUUAAAUCUGUUUUUAACUGUG